Molecule: messenger RNA, 4557 nt
Organism: Acaulospora colombiana
Lineage: Eukaryota; Fungi; Glomeromycota; Glomeromycetes; Diversisporales; Acaulosporaceae
Source: the annotation of a GenBank genome assembly
GGAAGAGCUCACCGCGAUAAUUUCCCAAGAAUUACACAUCGACGUUGCCUUCCCUUGUUUUUCCGUCGAGGAACAAACUGGGGCUACUGCUUGUUGCGUGGUUUGUGUUAAUGAAGCCACCAGUGACAUUAACACUGGCAACAAUCCCGAUCAAAGUAACGAUUAUCGCCAAGCACCAACGACCAACGUGUUGGUCAGUGUAUUUCUGAAACGGAAAUUAUCCGAUAACAUAAGUAAGCCACAGUUAUACUCUCGAAAACCUCAUGACAACGAUAUCUCGCAAAAAAAAUCCAAAGAUAAAUUUGAUUAUUCGUUAAGAUAUUUCCUCAAGGAACAAUAUGAGGGAAAACCUAUAUUAGACUUGGCUGAAAUAGAAGCACAAUACGAAAGCUAUUUCCCACUUAUUCAGGACGAAGAUCUUCAAAAUGCCAAAGGGUCAACCGAGUUGGAACAACAAUUGACCAGACAGAAGGUAUUCGUGGAGAAGUUUAUAGAGAUGCUUUAUCCGGAGAGUGCGUACUUUCGAAUAUUACCACAGCUGGAAAAUGACGUUUUAUCGGUGGAACUACGUUCACAACCUGAUUGGUCAUCGGACAUGCCGAUAACGACGAGUCCCAAUCUCAUUGAUGUGUUCGCAGUCCUGGAGUCGGAUAGAGCUUACUAUUUUAUAGCUCCCUAUCGAGGGACCACGUUGCAAGAUUUGUUGAAAUAUAGUUCUGGCGUAUUAAAUUCCAACAGGAGUAAUUCACGGAGGGUAGAUGUCUAUGAUGUCGAUGCUUUAGUGAUUAUUCAUAUUUUCCAAUUACAUUCAUCGACGAGUCGAUUUUAUCAUUUAGGCUCAAACUUUCAAACAUACUUGUUGAUGAAAAUUUAUGGAUUACACUCACAGGAUUUGAGUGUUCCGUUCCUAUCACUGUUGGGGGAUCAGCGGACCAUUCGUCAAAAACCUCUUGUAGAUCAGGUUUCACAGUCUGUUAACGAUUUUGUGAUGGAAAAUAUUCCCAGAGAAAUCAAGGACGACUCACCUACAAUGAAGUGGGUGCGUGGAGAUAUUUCAAAUUUUGAUUACAUAAUGAAUUUAAAUAAUCUCGCUGGUAAAUACGUGUUUUUUUAUCGCCGCUCUUUGUUUAUGGAAUCUCACACGCUGGUUACCUAUAGGUCGUCGAAUCGGGGAUCCCAACUUUCAUCCGAUUUUCCCGUGGAUUACCGACUUCACCGGUUCGUCGGGGACGAACAAUUGGAUUUCACGUUUGACGGACCAGUUCCUCAUCAUAUAACCGACAUACUGUCUGAUAUUACAUACUAUGUGUACCUUGCGCGAAAAACCCCCAUCCCGUUUGAGGAAGUAAUGGCAUCGGUUUCACUUUCAAAUCCAAUAUUUACCAUUAGUGACAUUGGCGACAGGUGGGCAUCAACGGCCGAGGAAUUCAUACGCUUACACGCGGAAGCACUGGAAAGCGAUUAUGUAUCGAAGAAUCUUCAUUUAUGGAUAGACCUGACCUUUGGAUGCAGGCUUAGUGGUGAUGACGCUGUUGAGGCCAAGAAUGUUGCCUUGCCUCUUUUGGAUGGACAAAACUCCUUUAUGAAACACGGCAUCACGCAAUUGUUUUCCGAUUCGCAUCCUCAUAAAAUUAUAAAUUCAGCUCAGGAGAGCGACGAAAUGAUAUUUGAUAGCAUGCUGGUGACAACGAACGACAACAGAUCAUUGCGUGAGAAAUACGAAUCUAUAUCAAGCAAGAAGCGAAUACCCUCAAAAAUUUUGGAUACCAGCAAGAUAACUUCCCAACACAUAGUGGAGAUCUCCAACGACUUGCUAGUUGGAUUGGAAAAAACCACAGGAAAACACCAGUCCAUAGCUGGUCACGCAUCACCCAAACUGGCAUCGGCAUUGCAUGAAAUUGUCAACGCUGAUGAAAAGGAAAUAUCUUCAUCAACGUUAGAUCCAAAGGACCCUAGUUUUCGCAUUGAAGCUCUAUCAAAUCUAGUAAAUUCCUUGCCAAUACACCUUCCCGAUGAAAUGGAAGAUGAUUAUUUCACAGAUAGCUUAGAUAACUUUGAGCAGGCUCAUACAUUCUCGGCGAAAUAUCCGCCGCAAAAAUUUUUGAGCGCAGAGUGCGAAUUAUCUGGUGAUAACGAUGGGAACAAAUAUUGUCAACGUCGAAAUUCCACAAAGGUCAAGUCCACGGAGAACACCUUUUCAUAUGGAAAGGCGUGGGACACCUACUGUCUCGGUAAGAUAAUCAAGGCCUUAUAUUCCAGUUCGACGGAUAAUAAUACCGCGUUGUCCCUUCUUUCCUCUUGUCUGGAGGAAGGCGAUCAGGUGGUUGAUAAUUGCAAGAAGUUACCGCUCUCCGUUCAGAGCGUGGUUUCAGCUUUAUUAAAUCCGGAUUGGACAAAACGUCCUUCUAUCGAUGCGCUGAUUUACUCAUCUGUUCCUGUGAUGAGUUUGCACGAUGCAGCCACAACACUUCCCCUACCAGAGUGUAUUCCCGAGGUUUAUGAAUUCUUGACGGAUUUUCAUCAAGUCCUAGUGCUUCUUUUUACUCAAGACUCCAUUAAAAUAGAAGCGCUGAAUAUAUUUUCAAAGCUUGGCCAAAGAUUAGGUCAAGAUGAGACGAAAAACCACUUAUUGAAACCCAUCGUUUCCUUGUUCGAAACAUCACGUCCAUCUAUACCGCCGAGAUUAUUUGAUCGCACAAUAAUUACUCAUUUUGUGCACAGAUUUGGUGUGGCAAAUUUCUUGCAGCAACUGUUCCCUCUUUACUUGGAGGCACUCACGAUCGAGGAUAACGUUGUUCCAAUGGCAAUUGACGAUGGUGUCUUCACCGACCAAAAACUGAAACUCAUGACUGACCACGAGAGCGUGUCAAGCUCGACAUCUGCCGCGAAAAAUCCAUUGUCUAGCCUGGAUAAUGCCUUGCCGUCUGUGGCACAGUUGGCAAAUUCCGCUCUGGUCACAAUAUGCACACUGAUUGGACCAAUAUUAACAUCCAAGAAUGUAAUGAGGCAGUUAUACAAGAUGUUGCUUAAAGAGAGUACUACCUUACCUUUCUUGAUGCAAUCGAUCCUCGCUAUUGGGAAUCGUUUUGGCGAGACAUUCACUCACUUGCAAUUCGCCCAAGUGAUUCCUGUAAUACAACAGUACAGCACAUACACCAUGGACAAAAAGAAUUAUUUAAUACUGUGUAAUCAUCUGUCCUUGCUGGAAAAGCUCACCACUCUAAUGCCAAAUAGCAAAGUUCUCUCAGAGAUCGAUUCGUUAUUCUCUGAAACUUUGAUAAAGCUUCUUGUGCAAUUCAAUAAUGAGGAUAAUUUAACAUUAGAAAAGAAUGGUUCACCUACAGGCUCAGCAAUACAAAUAAUAAAAAAUAGGUUUUCUGUAAGUGUUAAGUCCGUAGAGUUCUUAUUGCACGUCUGUAAUAAUGCGACCAAAUCUGAUUGGGAAAAGCAUAUAGCGCCAAUAUUGCAAAAGUACUUUGAAUCAUUUGGAAAAUCUUUGGAAAAUUUGGGUAUUGAAGAAAGUGAGCGUCGGAAAUUGGAGCAAGAUAGAAAUCAACAGAAAGUGUACGACAAGUUAUUCCCGGAGGGUAUGUUAGAUUCUAUGCGGUGCGUUGUUACUUUUUGCCCAGAUCCUUUACUCAAGAACGCAUACAAUUCCAGUGGGGCCAUAGAACUGGCGAUGAGCGGUUCGGUAAUUCCAAAUGAGCUGUUGAUAUCAUAUCCACCUUCGUCAAAUUCUCCGGACAAUCACGCAUCCAGCGAUCGUAUUAGCGUAAGAUCAGUGUCAUCAUCGCACAAUGGCGAAAUCAAGGAAAAGAGUUCUAGCGCUCCUGGCACGCCAAAAUUUUCCGUAAACUUUGAAGACAAGAAACAUUUGACACUCAGCUCUAAGGAUGUCACCUCUAUCGUAUCCACCACCACUUCUUCGAGUCUUAGCGUGAACAGGGCGUUCUCCUCGUUUUCGAGCGAGGGCGCAAACUGCGACGGGCGGGCACUCAAAGAGCUUGACUAUGCCUUCGAAGAUUUCUCCCCCGAAUUCGGGAAUCAAAAAGAUCGAAUGGUCAAAUUAUGGUCAUUGGACGUUCAUUAUGGCAUAGAGAAUUCGAAUAGUGAACCAUCUUCGGAACCUCUGAUAUCCUACAAUGGGCAUAAAAGAUCAAUGAUCAAUGAUGUACACUUCAUUAGCGGUGGCGUUAGUUGGGGUCCUGGAGACACGAUUGCAAAAACACUGAUAGCUGUUGGAUCUACCAGCGGUGUGAUAUCAUUGUUAGAAUCAAGAACCGGAAGCUUGCUUGGAAGUUGGAAGGCCGGUGAUGCGGAUAUUGUUCAAGGCUCCCAUGUAAUUUGCAUAUGGGAUACCGACAAUAUGUCACUGGCCAACACAAUUCGAGUUGCAUCGGAAGUUGUUACUCUGAACAUGUACAAAGAAGAAGUUAUCAGUGUAAAUAAUAGCAACGCCAUUACUUUCUCACCGUUGAAUGAAAACCACCUCGAUCUGUAUGAGUCAAAUGAGAUGAAAAAUGUAACUAUGGGGUGGGGAAAACUCGACGCUUACAG